AUGCGCUUCAUCAACACUCUGGCCCUCUUGGCCGCUACUGCCACCGCGCUCCCCGUCGCUCUCCCCGGUAACCCCGAGGUCGUCGUCUGGGAAACCGUCUACGAGACCGUCUACCAGACUGCCUCCAGCGAGCCCACUGUCGCCGCCAACGUGAACAUCGCCAUUCCUUCGACCACCGAGGCUGCCCCCACCACCUCCAGCACCGCCACUCCCAUUCCCACCACCACCGCUCUCCCCACUCUCGCCGUGCCCACCACCACCGCCGUGCCCACUACCACUGCGGCCCCAAUCGCCAGCAGCAGCGCCGACGUCUGGACCAGCAGCACCCUCGCCAUCGCAAGCACCACCUCCAGCGGCGCAACCGCCACUGGUUCCGGCAUCGCCAUCAAGAACAACCUCGACCAGGACGUCUACCUCUGGGUUGUGACCGAGACCGAGGGCGAGAUGCAGACUCUCUCCACUGGCCAGACCUUCACCGACACCUGGUUGACCAACACCAACGGCGGCGGUAUCUCCAUCAAGAUGUCCACCACCGAGGCCUGCGAGUCCAUCCUGCAAUUCGAGUACACCCAGUCCAGCGAGGUUCUCUUCUGGGAUCUCUCCUCCAUCAACUUGCUCAAGGACUCGGCUAUCGUGGCUGCUGGAUUCGGCGUCACUAUUAGCGACUCUUCGUGCACCACUGCCACCUGUGCCGCCGGUGAUUCCGACUGCAUUGAGUCCUACCAGCACCCUGAUGAUGUCAACACCUUGGCUUGCACCAUCGAUGCUGCCUACACUCUUACCCUGGGUUAA
Molecule: messenger RNA, 792 nt
Organism: Penicillium nucicola
Lineage: Eukaryota; Fungi; Ascomycota; Eurotiomycetes; Eurotiales; Aspergillaceae
Exons: 1
Coding region: 1-792 (263 amino acids)
Source: RefSeq, a predicted model, not a curated record